AUCUGAUUAAAGUCUAGGCUAUUUCUAACCUGCUCAUUGUCCUAUUAUUCUUUUUUGAUCCAAAUAACCCGUGCAAAAAGAGUAUUGGUUUGCCAGCUUUUCCGGCUGGGGGCUCGUGUUUGUCAAAAGCGAGAUUGGACAUAAGUCGAGCAUGAGAAUUGAGAAUUGCUAUUCGGGAUUUUAAGCUCGGUCGCGACAUAUGAAAUGGGGUUAUCAUUUUUACAGACAUAGUGAGUGCUGCAGAUAUCAAGAUCGCUAAAAUUGUAUCAGGAGAAGGGUCGGCUCACAAGGCAGCGCCGAUUGCUCAGAGGGUGGGCUGUAGUGGGGCAACGUAGGCCGAGACGUCUAGUUGUCUUCUUCACCACCACGCUGCACAACAUUUCCCCUCGCCAGAUCAACAUCCUUCCUGAUCACCACAGCCAAUUUCGGCCCACCGUACCCGCGCCGCACACGGCUAACAACCAAAAAUGGAUUACGAAGCUCUUAAAGAAUCUUGGAGCGAAGUUGAGGACCGCGAUGGCGUCCGCCUGAGUUGGAAUGUUUUCCCAAGCUCAAAGAUGGAAGCUUCACGACUAGUCGUACCUAUUGGUGCUCUCUACACGCCGCUGAAAGAGAAGCCAGAAACCCCCCUGCUGCAAUUCGAGCCAGUCACUUGCAAGCAGCCGUGCCGCUCCGUGUUAAACCCUUUCUGCCAGGUCGAUGUCCGAGCUCGGGUCUGGAUUUGUCCGUUUUGUUUAUCAAGAAAUUCCUUGCCGCCUCACUACAAAGACAUCACCGCAAAUGCUAUCCCACCCGAGCUUCAUCCUGCCAACACAACCAUUGAGUAUCGACUUUCACGACCAGCUCCAGCUCCUCCGAUUUUCAUGUACGUUGUCGACCUUUGCCAGGAGCAAGACAGCCUCUCUGCUCUAAAGGAAUCUCUUGUUAUGAGUUUGAGCCUAUUACCCGAGAACUCUCUUGUUGGCUUAAUUACAUACGGAACGAUGGCUCUAGUUCAUGAAAUUGGCUACGAAGGCUGUGCUAAAUCUUAUGUCUUCCGGGGCAGUAAAGAUUAUUCUGCAAAGCAAGUCCAAGAAAUGCUUGGACUUGGUUCCUCGGCAGCUCGUCCUGGCAUGCAACCUCAGCAGGGUCGCCAACUUCCUGGAGGACCUGCAUCUCGUUUCUUACUUCCUGUCGAACGAGCAGAGUUCCAGCUCACCAAAACUUUGGAGGCACUUCAGAAAGAUCCAUGGCCAACAGCAAAUGACCAUCGUAGCUUACGUUGCACUGGUGUGGCAUUGAGCGUUGCCGUUGGUCUGAUGGAAUCUUCGUUCCAAAACGCUGGUGGAAGGAUCAUGCUAUUCGCUGGUGGUCCGGCUACUGAAGGUCCGGGCAUGGUUGUCGGUCCUGAACUCCGUGAACCCAUCCGAUCUCAUCAUGACAUUGAUCGAGACAACGUCAAGUACUACAAGAAGGCACUCAAGUUUUAUGAGAACUUAGCAAAGCGAACCGCACACAAUGGCCAUAUUAUCGACAUUUUCGCUGGAUGUCUUGACCAGGUUGGCCUUCUAGAAAUGAAAGGACUUUGCAACUCAACAGGUGGACAUAUGAUUCUAACUGAUAGUUUUACCUCCUCCAUGUUCAAGCAAUCAUUCAUUCGAAUUUUUGAGAAAGACGACGAUGAUAACUUGCUUAUGGGCUUCAAUGCUGUUCUGGAGGUGUUGACAACAAAGGAACUGAAGGUUACCGGUCUCAUCGGACACGCUGUUUCAUUGAAUAAAAAGUCUGUUUCUGUCGGCGAGACUGAAUGCGGUAUUGGUAACACAUGCUCCUGGAAGAUGUGUGGCAUCGAUCCAAAGGCCAGCUACGGCAUAUAUUUUGAGGUCGCGAAUCAGGGUCAAGCGCCUCAUCAACAGACACCUCAGAAGGGCAUGGUGCAGUUCCUAACUUACUACCAGCACUCUUCUGGACAGUUUCACCUCCGAGUUACCACGAUUGCUCGGAAUUUGAGCGGCCCUGCCGGUGAUCCGGCUAUUGCACAAUCAUUUGACCAAGAGGCAGCUGCCGUCCUCAUGAGUCGCAUUGCAGUCUACAAAGCAGAGGUAGAUGAUGAGCAAGAUGUUCUGCGCUGGGUAGACAGAAUGCUUAUUCGACUCUGCUCUCGCUUUGCCGAUUAUAGGAAAGACGACCCGUCGUCCUUCCGUUUGGAGAAGAACUUCACCCUCUAUCCUCAAUUCAUGUUCCAUCUUCGUAGGGGUGCAUUUCUUACCGUAUUCAACAACUCCCCCGACGAAACAGCAUUCCAUCGACAUGUGUUGAAUCAUGAAGAUGUCAGCAAUUCGUUGAUUAUGAUCCAACCAACCUUGGACUCUUACACGUUCGAUCAGGACGGCGGCCAACCAGUAUUGCUCGACUCCGCAUCUAUCCAACCAACACAUAUUCUCCUUCUGGAUACAUUCUUCCAUAUUCUGAUUUUCCACGGAGAGACGAUCGCAGAAUGGAGAAAGGCAGGCUACCAAGAUCAAGAGGGCUAUGAGAACUUCGCCUCUCUUUUGGAACAACCCAAGGAAGACGCCCGGGACCUUAUUACUGACAGAUUCCCGCUGCCGCGCUUUAUUGUUUGCGAUGCGGGAGGCUCUCAGGCAAGAUUUUUGCUGUCUAAACUCAACCCUUCUACUACUCACACUACUGGCCCAUACGGUGGCGCUGGCGCCGCAUCGGCACAGACAAUCUUUACUGACGAUGUCUCACUUCAGAAUUUUAUGGAACAUCUGAUGAAGGUUUCGGUUACCGGCGCUAACUAAAGCGGUGGUCGUCGCUAAUUUGUGGUAUGGAGGGAUUGAACGAUAUCAAUAGACAUUUGGUAAAUAUAAAUUAAGAUAUUCACCGCGUUGAAUUCAAACACAUUGCCGACCGAGAUAUAACGAUGUAGCCUGCAUAGCCAAUACAAACCGUCAUGACAACUUGUUUUGAGAAGCGAGAGGCACCAUGACUUCUUCCCACUUUAACUGGGUUGGCAUAAAUUACAACUUACUUCUGCCUGCUGGUGCUAUACAACUGAGUAUAUUAUAGUUCAAAAAUACAUAAAGAAUCUGU
Messenger RNA from [Torrubiella] hemipterigena, 3075 nucleotides. The record is from the annotation of a GenBank genome assembly. NCBI's taxonomy places the organism in Eukaryota, Fungi, Ascomycota, Sordariomycetes, Hypocreales, Clavicipitaceae.